CCCUGGUGUUUUUGUGGGCAGAGGGAAGAGAAGUGGGAUUUUGUUCUGGUGAGUGACAUCCAUGAAAUGGGCAGCGAGAAGGAGACCAAGAGGAAGAAGUUCCUGGAUGAGCUGAGCAAAAAGGGGUUCAUCAUCAAGAAAAUUGAGGACACAAAGCUAUUUUAUGGAGUCCGUGCCCCACAGCAGGUCUUCUGGAAAUACCAGUGUCUUCUGGGGAAGCCAGACAAGAAGCUCCAAAGUGAAAAUUCCCCCCAGGACAUCCCAGUGACCACCAGGAUACGGAUCGUGCACUUCAUCCUGCACAACACGGUGACGCCUGACUUGGAGAAGCUGAAUGACCUGAUGAAGAAAAAGGUGUUUGAGGCAGCGUUUCCUCUGCAUGAGAAGGAAGCAGUAAGGGAAUUCCUCAAGGAGAAGUGGGCUCGCUGGAGAGGUCUAUUUAACAAGCAGCCAAUUGAGAAGAUCAGGUGCUAUUUUGGUGAGAAGGUGGCCCUAUACUUUGCCUGGCUGGGCUGGUACACCUACCUGCUGGUUUUUGCUGCGCUGGCAGGGUUUUUGACCUUCGUGGCUGGGAUUACUCUCUUCAAUUCCAGCCAGGUGAGCAGGGAGAUCUGUGAAGCCAACACCACCAUCAUGUGCCCGCUCUGCGACAAGAAGUGCCCGUACUGGGUCCUCUCUGACACCUGCACCUACGCCAAGGUCACUCACAUGAUUGACAACGAGGCCACGGUCCUUUUUGCCAUAUUCAUGGCCCUCUGGGCCACUGUGUUCCUGGAGCUGUGGAAGAGGCAGAGAGCCACUGUGGUCACCGACUGGGACCUGUACGGGUGGGAUGAGGAAGAGGAGGAGCUGGCUAUGGAGCUGAUCAAUAAUAUACAGCAUGAACCCCGCACGUACCAGCACUCCUACUUCCGCAGCACCAUCGUCCUCCUCUUAGUUCUGUUGAUGAUCGCGGUGCUGAUCGGCAUCGCCCACGCGCUCGUCAUCUACCGGGUGAUCGCCAGGGCGCUGUUUGCCCAGAGCAGCCUGGGGCUGCUGCGGGAGCAGGCCGACACCGUGGCGGUGAUGACGGGGGCCGUGCUGCACUACAUCACCAUCGUCAUCAUGACCAAGAUCAACAGGCGCGUGGCCCUCUUCCUCUGCAGCCUGGAGAAACCACGGACCUUCUCCCAGCGGGAGAACAACUUCACCUUGAAGAUUUUUAUCUUCCAGUUCUUCACAAACUUCUCCUCGCUCAUCUACAUUGCCUUCUUCCUGGGACGGAUCAACGGCCGCCCGGGGCACUACGUGCGCAUUGCUGGCCGGUGGAGGCUGGAGGAGUGCCACCCCAGCGGAUGCAUCACUGACCUCUUCAUCCAGAUGGCCAUCAUCAUGCUGCUCAAGCAGACCAUCAGCAACGUGAUGGAGUAUCUCAUCCCCUGGAUAAGCCACAAGCUACGCAAGAAGCAUAAGCACCCCCAGAAAAGGAGCAUAUUUUUGGGAGAGGAGGAGGAGGUUGAGGACCCCUGCAAAAGGCAGUGGCUGAGCAACUAUGAGCUCAACGAGGUCAACGUCUUCAGCUUGUUCAACGAGUUCUUGGAGAUGAUUAUCCAGUACAGCUUCACCACCAUCUUUGUCGCUGCCUUCCCCCUGGCCCCGUUCCUGGCGUUCCUCAACAACCUCUUCGAGAUCCACCUGGACGCCAUCAAGAUGGUGCGGCUGCACCGGCGCUUGGUGCCCAGGAGGGCCAACGACAUCGGGAUCUGGCUGCAGGUCCUGGAGGCCAUCGGCAUCCUAGCUGUCAUCGGGAACGGGCUGGUGAUUGCCAUCACCUCCGAUUUCAUCCCAAUGCAGGUCUACAAGUACAUGUACAGCCCCUGUGUGGGGGAGAACCACACCGACGUGGACUGCUCCACGGGGUACAUCAACCACAGCCUCUCCGUCUUCCGCAUCCGGGAUUUCGAGCCCGACAUGGGUAUGCCUGAGAUGCUGCCGAACUUUGACAGGGAUGAGAUCACGGAAUGCAGGUACCGGGAUUACCGGCACGCUGAUGACUACACCUACACCAUACAGUUCUGGCACAUCUUCGCUGCCCGGCUUGCCUUCCUCAUCAUCUUCGAGCACGUGGCUCUGUGUGUUAAGCUGAUCGCAGCCUGGUACAUCCCUGACGUCCCCCAGAAGGUCAAGAAUGAGCUUCUGUCCAGAAAACACAGUGACCUUCGUAAAGAACUGAGCAUGAUGGAGUACUCCACCGAGGUGUAACUGCUGCUUACCGAGGAGAACACGGAGCACAUGGACC
Messenger RNA from Empidonax traillii (willow flycatcher), 2278 nucleotides. It is a transcript of the gene ANO9, whose product is annotated as anoctamin 9. Lineage: Eukaryota; Metazoa; Chordata; Aves; Passeriformes; Tyrannidae. Gene Ontology annotation, molecular function: chloride channel activity; protein dimerization activity. The record is from RefSeq and is a predicted model, not a curated record. Gene Ontology annotation, biological process: chloride transmembrane transport. Gene Ontology annotation, cellular component: plasma membrane. The coding region runs from base 67 to 2241 and encodes 724 amino acids. The transcript is spliced from 23 exons.